Molecule: messenger RNA, 2187 nt
Organism: Exophiala xenobiotica
Lineage: Eukaryota; Fungi; Ascomycota; Eurotiomycetes; Chaetothyriales; Herpotrichiellaceae
Product: glutamate decarboxylase
Exons: 4
Coding region: 271-1836 (521 amino acids)
Biological process (GO): L-glutamate catabolic process
Cellular component (GO): cytosol
Molecular function (GO): glutamate decarboxylase activity; pyridoxal phosphate binding
Source: RefSeq, a predicted model, not a curated record
AUUCACUCCUUCGUCAAAGCUCCUCUUCACCCAAUCAUUCAUUGUUCUCUCAGUAGCUGCGCCCAUUUCCUGGGAAAAGCAAAACGCAGGUUCUACUUAGGCCGUAAUGUUACGUGGACUGCUUUGCCAACUUUGACCGCCUGUCCCAGUCACUGACCUUACUACUCGUCACCUCCUCGUCGUUCUGCAACCUUCCUUUCUCUCGUCCUUCUUCGUCACCUCUCUCCGUACUACAGCAACUUCCUACACAGUCUACAGUGAACCGUCAAAAUGGUGAAUCUUCACAGUAUCAAGCCAGACCCUCAUCAGGGUAAAGACCUACCAGCUCGUCGUGCUUCAAUCGUACCCGGUCUUGAGCACAUCUCUCUCGAGGCCCCUGGCGAGGAUGAGUUUUCCACCUCUGUCUACGGCUCCAGCUUUGCCGCACAAGAUCUGCCUGACCAUGAGAUGCCCGAGAAAGAAAUGCCAAAGGAGAUCGCAUACCGCAUGAUCAAGGACGAGCUCAGUCUGGACGGUAAUCCAAUGCUCAACCUUGCCAGCUUCGUCACCACCUUUAUGGAAGACGAAGCAGAAAAACUCAUGACUGAAGCAUUCGCUAAGAACUUCAUUGACUAUGAGGAAUACCCCCAGACUGCUGAAAUCCAGAAUCGAUGUGUCAAUAUGAUCGCUCGUCUCUUCAACGCACCAGAUCCUAAGGAUGGUGGCAAUGCCCUUGGUACCUCGACCAUUGGUUCUAGCGAGGCAAUCAUGCUCAGUGUGCUGGCCAUGAAAAAGAAAUGGCAGAAUGAGAGAAAGGCAGAAGGAAAAGAUGCCUCGAAACCCAACAUCAUCAUGAACAGUGCUGUCCAAGUCUGCUGGGAAAAGGCAGCUCGCUACUUUGACGUCGAGGAACGAUAUGUCUACUGUACCGAGGACCGCUAUGUCAUUGACCCGGAAGAAGCUGUCAACCUCAUUGACGAGAAUACCAUCGGUAUCUGCGCCAUUCUCGGUCUGACCUACACUGGCGAGUACGAGGAUGUCAAGAAGAUCAAUGAUCUGCUGGUGGCUAACAAGAUCGACUGCCCCAUUCAUGUCGACGCAGCCUCUGGCGGCUUUGUGGCUCCCUUCGUCAACCCCAACUUGGUCUGGGACUUCCGCCUAGAGAAGGUGGUCAGCAUCAACGUCUCUGGUCACAAGUAUGGCUUGGUCUAUCCUGGUGUUGGCUGGACGGUCUGGAGGUCACCAGAGUACUUGCCCAAGGAACUCGUCUUCAACAUCAACUACCUGGGCGCCGACCAGGCUUCAUUCACUCUCAACUUCAGCAAAGGCGCCAGCCAGGUCAUUGGCCAGUACUACCAAAUGAUCCGUCUCGGCAAACGUGGCUAUCGUAGUAUCAUGCUCAAUCUUACCCGCACAUCCGACUACCUCGCUGCUCAGUUGAGAGCAUUGGGCUUCGAGAUCAUGUCUCCCGGAGGUGGCCGAUCCCUGCCAGUGGUUGCCUUCCGCCUUGACCCCGACGAUGAACACCUCUACGACGAGUUCGCUGUUGCUCACCAGCUUCGUGAACGUGGUUGGGUCGUCCCAGCCUACACCAUGGCUCCACACAGCAAUAACCUGAAGAUGAUGCGUGUGGUCGUCCGUGAGGACUUCAGCAAGCAGCGUUGUGACAGCUUGGUCGGUGACAUCAAAUUGGCAUUGCAGGUCCUCGGUGAGAUGGAUCGUAAGAGCAUGGAACAAUUCCAAAAGCACGUCCAGCAGCAUACUCGUCACGGCAGGGCUGGCACGAACAUCCAGCCUUAUAAGCACGAAAAGCAUUCUCUUCAGGGCAAGCAUGGAAAGUCCCAUCCUGUGUGCUAGACUGUUAGGAUUAAAAGAGUUUGAACGUCAGGAGAGACUCGGAAAAAGUCAAACUGCAUAUUGGGAGUACAUGGCACGAAGCCUGGCCAAUGAAAUGAAGAAUGAAGAGGAUUCGGCAUUCACCACCACCUAGUUUUUUACGGAGUCUCUGACAUGGAGCUCUCUAAGGUACAGCAUCUAGGCUCACUUUGAAAAACAUUGGACUGAACGCUGGCAAGCGAGAACACCUACUUCGCACAGUCGGACAAACGUUGAUCCGGAAGCAUAAACGAACGACUCCUUUGUGACCGAUAGCCACCAGAAUGACAGACGCUGCAUGACUAACUUUCUUUCAUCUCAUCACCUUCCACC